Messenger RNA from Dothidotthia symphoricarpi CBS 119687, 1464 nucleotides. RefSeq names its product zuotin. Gene Ontology annotation, biological process: regulation of translational fidelity; 'de novo' cotranslational protein folding. NCBI's taxonomy places the organism in Eukaryota, Fungi, Ascomycota, Dothideomycetes, Pleosporales, Dothidotthiaceae. The record is from RefSeq and is a predicted model, not a curated record. Gene Ontology annotation, cellular component: cytosol. The coding region runs from base 1 to 1335 and encodes 444 amino acids. The transcript has 3 exons. Gene Ontology annotation, molecular function: ribosome binding; Hsp70 protein binding.
AUGGCGAACGUCGAGAUUGCACUACCGCUGCCCGUCCUGCCCGAGGGCUGGGCCGGCGAGAAGGACUUCAAGGCUGCCAGCCCCCUCAGCCAGUCCACCGACCGCAACAUUGAGCCCGUGGGCCCGCACUUCCUGGCGUAUGCCCGCCGAACACGCCACAAGCGCACCUUCUCCGAGGAUGACCGCAUCCAGGCUCAAAUGAACGUCAAAAAGGUCGAGGAGGAGGACCCAGAUGAUGUUGACGAGCCAGAGACCCCGCUCUUGCUGCAGAGCCAGGCCAAGGACUGGAAAUCGCAAGACCACUACGCCGUGCUCGGCAUAACCCGCCUGCGAUACCGUGCCACCGAGGACCAGAUCAAGCGCGCCCACCGCAAGAAGGUGCUCAAGCACCACCCCGACAAGAAGGCUGCUGUGGGCGGUUCCGAGGACGACCAGUUCUUCAAGUGCAUCCAGAAGGCGACAGAAGUGCUCUCCGACCCUGUCAAGAGGAGGCAGUUCGACUCCGUCGACGAGAACGCCGAGGUCGAGCCACCGUCGAAGAAACAGACCCAGAAGGGCAACUUCUUCAAGCUUUGGAGCAAGGUGUUCGAGGCCGAGGGCCGUUUCUCCAACAACCAGCCAGUCCCCAAGCUCGGCAACGACAAGAGUUCCAAGGAGGAUGUCGAGCACUUUUACAACUUCUGGUACAACUUUGACAGCUGGCGCACCUUCGAGUACCUUGAUGAGGACGUUCCGGAUGACAACGAGAACCGCGACCAGAAGCGUCACGUGGAGCGCAAGAACCAGGCUACUCGUCGCAAGAAGAAGACCGAGGACACUGCUCGCCUGAGGCAUCUCGUCGACGACGCUCUGGCUCUCGACGAGCGUAUCAAGAAGUUCCGCCAAGCGGAGAGCGCACAGAAGAACAAGAAGCGUUUCGAGAAAGAGGCUGCUGAGAAAGCGGCCAAAGAAGAGGCGGCCAAGAAGAAGGAGGAGGAGGCCAAGGCUGCCGCAGAGAAAGAGGCUGCCGACAAGGCUGCAAAGGCCGACAACAAGAAGACAAAGGAGGCCGCUAAGAACGCUGCGAAGAAGAACAAGCGAGUUGUCCGUGGUGCGGCCAAAGACGCCAACUACUUCCAUGCUUCUGGAGACGCUCCUGCGGCUCAGGUUGAGAACGCCUUGAACGACGUCGAUCUCGUCAUCACGAAGAUUGACAACGAGGAGCUGGCCACGCUGACCAGCAAGCUCAACAACGAGAAGGACGCCAGCAAGAUCAAACAGAUCUUCCAGGAUGAGGUCCAGCGUCUCGUUGGUGCUGGCAAGCUGAGUGCGGGUGAGACAAAGUCUCUGGCUUAGAAAAGUCGACCAUUUGGCGUUGGCAUCUUCUCUAGACUUUUAGAUUUUGCGAUUCUCAUGGUGAUAAUGACAUUAUGCUUGCUCUUUAUGAGAUCGCGCAAGCCCAACUUAUCUGACUGCAACACGACC